UUUCGCCCUUCUCGGCGGGUGCCUUCCUUUCGGAGCGGCAGGCGGGGCCUGGCCUCCCCCGGCUCCUCCCCUGACGCUCUUCCUCCCUCCGGCGGGGAGCUCUUCUGCCUCCUCCUCCUCCUCCUCCUCGGCCUGCCUGCCUGCCUGCCUCUGCUUCUCCUCCUUAUCUGAGCAGAGCCGCCUUGGCUGGCGGGGAGCCGCUGCUGCUGUGUUUUGGAAGUUCCUCUCCAGCAGAUCAUUCCCGGCAGCCAAGAUGCCUCUGGGUAAGCAAACCCGAGUCCUGCUCCUCAACGACAUGGAAAAGCUGGACAAGACCCUCUUCCGGCUGGAGCAAGGUUUUGAACUACAGUUCCGACUUGGUCCUACCUUGCAAGGCAAGCAUGUUAAUGUGUAUUGUAACUACCCAGCUGCUGGAGAAGUGUUUGAUCGACACAAGUUCAGGUGCCUGUCUUGGCACAAUCCAACAGGAAAAGAAGAUGAUUCUGACAAGCACUGUAAACUAGAUCUCCAGAUCUCUGGAUCUUACCAGUAUUAUUUUAACCAUGAAAAUCAGAAAAGUGGAGGAGGUUACAUAGUUGUAGAUCCUAUUUUGCGUGUUGGUGCUGACAAUCAUGAACUGCCCUUGGAUUGUGUUACACUCCAGACAUUCUUAGCUAAGUGUCUGGGACCUUUCGAUGGCUGGGAAGAUCGUCUUAAAGUCGCUAAAGAAUCUGGUUACAACAUGGUUCACUUGACACCAGUUCAAAAACUUGGUCUAUCUAGAUCAUGUUACUCCUUGGCUGACCAGCUGGAAGUCAAUCCUGAUUUUUCAACUCCUAAUAAAAAGUGUUCUUGGAAUGAAAUUGGAAAAAUUGUAGAAAAAAUGAAAAAUGAAUGGAAUAUGCUUUGUAUUACCGAUGUAGUUUACAAUCAUACAGCUGCAAACAGUGAAUGGAUAACUCAGCAUCCUGAGUGUGCUUACAAUCUUGUCAAUUCUCCUCACUUGAAGCCAUCCUGGCUUUUGGACCGAGCUCUUUGGCAUUUAACUUGCAGAGUAGCCAGCGGGAAAUACAGUGAUAGAGGGCUGCCUGCAUUGAUUGAAAAAGACAAUCACUUGAAUUCUCUUCGUAAAAUCAUUUGGGAGGAAAUUUUUCCCAGCCUAAGAUUGUGGGAGUUCUUCCAAGUAGACGUUAACAAGGCAGUGCAGCAAUUUAGAACUCUCUUAACUCAAGGUGGCUCAAAAGUCAAAACAGACCCCAAACAACAUCUUGCAGUCAUCCAGGAUCCUGAAUUUAAGAGACUUGGCUGUACCGUGGAUAUGAAUGUUGCACUGAACACCUUUAUACCACACAGCAAUGGGCCCACAGCAAUAGAAGAGUGCUGUAACUGGUUCCGAAAGAGAGUGGAAGAGCUAAAUGGCGAAAUGUAUCGGCAAACCAAUUACCAUCAAGAGCAGGCUGUCAACUGCAUCAUGGGAACAGUGAGCUAUGAACGAUUGGCUGGCCAUGGACCUAAGCUUGGUGCAGUAACUAGAAAGUAUCCUCUAGUUACAAGCUAUUUUACAUACCCCUUUAAAGAGCAAACCCUGGAAGAGGAGGAAGUUAUGAUGCAUCAGCUUGACAAAGCAAGUUACUUUAUGGCUCAUAAUGGCUGGGUGAUGGGAGAUGAUCCUCUGAGAAAUUUUGCUGAACCAGGGUCAAAUGUUUAUCUGAGGAGAGAGCUCAUCUGCUGGGGUGACAGUGUCAAAUUACGUUAUGGGAACAAACCAGAAGACUGUCCGUAUCUUUGGGCACACAUGAAAAAAUACACUGAAAUUACUGCCAAGUAUUUUCAUGGAGUACGUCUGGAUAAUUGCCAUUCAACGCCUCUUCAUGUAGCUGAGGAGAUGCUGGCAGCUGCCAGGGCAGUCAGGCCUAACCUUUAUGUGAUAGCUGAACUCUUCACGGGCAGUGAGUUAAUUGACAAUGUCUUUGUGAACCGCCUUGGAAUUACCAGUCUGAUUAGAGAGGCAAUGAGUGCAUACAACAGUCAUGAAGAGGGAAGAUUAGUUUAUCGCUUUGGAGGAGACCCAGUUGGGUCUUUUGUUCAACCACGUUUGAGACCCUUAACACCUGCUAUUGCUCAUGCCCUAUUCAUGGACAUAACGCAUGAUAAUGAAUGUCCAAUUCAGCAUCGAUCAGCUUAUGAUGCCCUUCCCACCUCAACCAUUGUGUCAAUGGCCUGCUGUGCUACAGGAAGCACUCGAGGAUAUGAUGAGCUGGUACCACAUCAGAUUUCUGUGGUUGAUGAAGAACGUUUUUAUCCAAAAUGGAAUCCAGCGGCAACACCUUUGACAGCUGGUGAAGUUAAUUUCAAAACUGGAAUUAUAGCAGGAAGGCUGGCUAUCAACAGACUGCAUCAAGAAUUAGGAGCAAGAGCUUUUAACCAGGUAUUUGUAGAUCAAGUUGAUGAAGAUAUUGUAGCUGUGACAAGGCAUUGUCCCAACACACAUCAGUCUGUUGUAGCUGUUUCCCGGACAGCUUUCAGAAAUCCCAAGACGUCCUUCUAUAGUCAAGAGGUUCCCCAGAUGUGUAUUCCAGGGAAGAUUGAAGAAGUGGUACUUGAGGCUAGGACUAUUGAGAGAAAUGCUGGUCCUUAUAAAAAAGAUGAGCAUGCAAUUAAUGGAUUGCCCGACUACACAGUUGAGAUCCGAGAACAUAUUCAGCUCACCGAAAGUAAAAUCAUACGGCAAGCUUCAGUUGCUACAAAAGGCCCUAAUGAAUUUGUCCAAGAGAUAGAAUUUGAACAGUUGACUCCAGGAAGUGUAAUUGUAUUCCGAGUUAGCCUUGACCCGAAGGCCCAAGAUGCUGUAGGCGUACUCCGGAAUCACCUGAUCCAGUUCAGUCCUCACUUUAAAUCCGGAAGUCUUCCUGAUGAUGGUUCAGAGGCUAUACUCAAGACACCUUUCUUAAACAUUGCAUCAAAAUUAACCUUGGCAGACCUGAACCAGAUACUAUAUCGCUGUGAUUCUGAGGAACAAGAGGAUGGUGGAGGAUGUUAUAACAUACCAAACUGGACUCCCCUUAAAUAUGGUGGUCUUCAAGGUAUUAUGUCAGUGAUGGCAGACAUACGACCAAAGAAUGAUUUGGGGCAUCCCUUCUGUGGCAACCUGCGAGCUGGAGAUUGGAUGAUAGACUAUGUGAGUGAUCGUUUAAUAGCCCGCCCCGGAGCCUGCUCUGAAGUUGGAAAGUGGCUGAAAGCAAUGUUUAUCUACUUGAAACAAGUUCCUCGUUACCUCAUUCCAUGUUACUUUGAUGCCAUAUUAGUUGGUGCAUAUACAACACUUCUUGACUUGACUUGGAAGCAGAUGUCUAACUUUGUUCAGAAUGGCUCGACAUUUGUUAAACAUCUUUCUUUGGGUUCGGUCCAGAUGUGUGGAAUAGGAAAAUAUCCUUCUCUGCCACCCCUGUCGCCUGCUUUACAGGAUGUUCCUUAUCGACUGAAUGAAAUUACAAAUGAAAGAGAACAGGGCUGUGUUUCUUUAGCAGCUGGUUUACCUCAUUUUUCUUCUGGAAUUUUCCGCUGCUGGGGAAGGGACACUUUCAUUGCACUGAGGGGGCUGAUGUUAGUUACAGGACGGUACUUGGAAGCAAGAAACAUCAUUUUAGCAUUUGGAAGUACCUUAAGACAUGGCCUCAUUCCCAACUUGCUUGGCCAGGGGACUCAUGCCAGGUUCAAUUGCCGGGAUGCUGUGUGGUGGUGGUUGCAGUGCAUACAAGAUUACUGUAACUUCGUUUCAAAUGGCACUGACAUUCUCAAGUGUCCUGUAUCCCGAAUGUACCCUACAGAUGAUUCCCCUCCUCUGCCACCAGGCCAAAAGGAUCAGCCGCUCUAUGAACUGAUACAGGAAGCUAUGCAGAGACAUAUGCAGGGCAUAGACUUCAGAGAAAGAAAUGCUGGUCCACAGAUAGAUCGAAAUAUGAGAGAUGAAGGAUUUAAUGUGACUGCAGGUGUGGAUAUGGAAACUGGCUUUGUAUAUGGAGGGAACCGUUUCAAUUGUGGUACAUGGAUGGAUAAGAUGGGAGAGAGUGACAGAGCUCGCAACAAAGGUAUUCCAGCAACUCCAAGAGAUGGCUCUGCUGUAGAAAUUGUUGGCUUAUGCAAAUCAACAGUUCGUUGGCUAUUGGAGUUGUCUAAGAAGAAUAUAUUUCCUUAUUCUGGAGUUACUGUGAAAAGACAUGGGAAAGAAGAGACUAUUACUUAUGAUGCGUGGAACAGAAAAAUCCAGGCCCACUUCGAAAAGUUGUUCUUUGUGUCCGAGAACCCGUCUGAUCCCAAUGAGAAGCAUCCCACUCUGGUUCAUAAGCGGGGUAUAUAUAAGGACAGCUAUGGAGCCUCCAGCCCUUGGUGUGACUAUCAGCUAAGGCCAAAUUUCCCUAUAGCAAUGGUUGUGGCACCUGAAAUGUUCUCCAUUGAACGUGCUUGGAAAGCACUUGAAAUGUUGGAGCAAAAGCUACUUGGUCCACUUGGCAUGAAAACUUUAGACCCAGAUGAUAUGGUUUACUGUGGUGUGUAUGACAACGCCUUGGACAAUGACAACUACAAUGUGGCAAGAGGAUUUAAUUAUCAUCAAGGACCUGAAUGGCUUUGGCCCAUUGGAUAUUUCCUUCGUGCCAAGUUAUACUUCUCCAAAUUAAUUGGUCCAGAAAUCUAUGCAAAGACUGUGUUCUUGGUUAAAAAUGUCCUUUCUCGCCAUUACGUACAUCUUGAGAGGUCCCCUUGGAAGGGUCUUCCAGAACUGACUAAUGAAAAUGGUCAAUAUUGCCCUUUCAGCUGUGAAACACAGGCCUGGUCAAUUGCUGUCAUCCUUGAGGUUCUCUAUGACUUGUAAAAGGGAUUGUCCAUCUUGAACACACACACACACACAUCCUGUUGGCUCUUGUCUUGAAUGCAAAUAACUGCUUCUCUUGUAGUUUUAAGUCCUGCUUUUCAAAAUUGUAUCUACACUUCCCAGACACUUGGCUAAGGGAGGGGGUUUCCAUCUUUAAGGAUCGCACUCUAUCAUUUUUAUUCAUAUGGAAACUGAGGCCUUAUCCUACUAUUAGUCCUAAGUAGAGUGAACCCUUAGAGAUUUUUACGUAAGUUUUGAUCCCAACAUUCAGUAGGUCUGCUCUGAUUGAAACUAGCAAUGAGAUUCAGGUCUGAUCGUUUUAAGUGCCAUUGUUGAGAACAUAUUUAAUUUUAAGUGUAACGAUUAUACAGAACCUUAUUAUACUGUGCCAGUUUUCUAAUACAGAAUCUCUUUCACGGAACAAGAUUUUAUAGUAUAAGAACUCCUAGUCCAAUUUUCUUUUCCUGAGAUUUUGCCACCGAACUUUAUGAAAAGAUGAAAAGAUGUCAAGAGAACUGAAGGCCAAAUUAGACAUGUUUAAAUCUGGAUGUCAGAGCAAUAUAGGGAUUGAAAGGGAUGGGUUCGUAUCUGGCAAAAGGAGCAUACAGGGGAGGAGUAUGGAAACCUCAAGCCAAAUGACCAUUUACCUGUCUGCAGACCGUGCUGCUUGCAUGUUGCAGUAUCUGAGCAGGGUCAUCAGAGGACAACCAAUUUUAAGAGCAAAACUUAGGAAACAAGAAGUAGGGAAGUGGGACAUUGUAGACCUAGUUUCCAUACUCAUUUGGCUCAUAAAACUGGACUGCCAAGGCUAUCCAAGCCUCCAUGUGAUAAGUUCUUAUCAGACUAUGCAAUUGAACUGCUGGUAGAAACAUAUUCUUUUCACCCCUUUAUUGCAAACCCACUUGGCUUGGUAUAGGGGCGAAAAGAAAGAAAAUCCUUUGUAGCAGGAAAUUAUAAGACUCUAGAUUGCCAUUCCUGGUUUAAUGCAGGGAAUUGUGUGCCAUUCUAGAUGUUGUUGAACUGCCAUUCCCAUCAGCCCUAAGCAGUAAUGAAGAAUGCUAGGGUUUGCAGUUCAUCCACAUCUGAAGCGCCUUGGUUUAACAAAUGUGUCAGGAACUCAGUAGCCUGUGCCAUUAUUUCAAUGCAAUUAAUUGGCAGCUGCCAUCUUAAACGAUCAGCUUUUCCAUCAGCAGAAGGAAAGAGUUAAACUUGGCUUAAAAUACAAUGUGGUGACGAUGCAGAUUUUGCUGCCCCUUUUUAAUUUUUGUAUGUAACAGUAACAAUUUUUAGUCUAUGUUAAUCAUUUCAUCACCAUUGUUGAAUUCUUAGCUCCAAAAAGAGAGAGAAAGGAAUAGUUAGCAUUUUAUUUGACUACAUGCUGAUGACAGGCAUGUAAACAGAAUAGUGUAUUGCUGCUAAAUUGUGGUAUAUAUUGCCUUUUCAAAACUGGUGUUUAAUUUUUUCACAUUGGUGCUUUGAUAUUGUGACUAAUUAACAAGAUCUUAAUGCUUAACACUGGCGCUACUAUUGACUUCAAUAAGCCUAAUUAUGUGAGCAAAUUCUAUCUAAUUCACUUGAAUGCUUUUUCAUUAAUAAAGGAUAAAUUCUAAUGUACAAAACUUGGUUUUGACAUUCCUAACCAUUUUCAGUCAUAGCAGUGAGCGGCCAGUAAUAGUUCUAAGCAUCCAGUUUUCUGGUGGGCUUUUUUAAAAAACACAUUUACAAAUAGAUAAUUGCCCAUUCAUUUUUAAAGCCUCAUUAUAUUAAAAAAAAAGUUUAAAAAUCCAAGAUAAAUUUUCUUAACCAGUGCUCAGUCCUCAGUCAUAAUAUAUCUCUUUGACUUUGUAAUGCUUUUUACUUAAAGAAGAAAUGAUUGAACCUAUUUUCUUAAUUGGACUAAAUCAGUUAUAUUUCUAGAUAGGCAUGUGUAAGUUUGCUCUGUUAUAGAAAAUGAACAACUGAAUCCUGAUAUCUAAUUUGGAAAUUAGAGCCCAAUUAUAUGGGGCCCCUGGUGGCACAGCAGAUUAAACUGCUGAGCUGCUGAACUUGCUGACCAAAAGGUUAGUGGUUUGAAUCCAGGGAGCGGAGUGAGCUCCCGCUGUUAGGCCCUGCUUCUGUCAACCUAGCAGUUCAAAAACAUGGAAAUUUUUAAAAUCAAUCCAGUCCUUAUCUUAAAGGCUGGUUCCCAGAGCCCAAAGGCACAUGAACGCCCACAGAAAGACUUACAACAGCAGAAGGGUGAUCCACAGAUUCCUUUAUUCUUUCUUUCUGUCGCUCCCUCUCUGUCUUUCUAAGCAAUUUCUUUUUGUCCAAAUGCCAAUGCCAAAAAUGAACUCAGGUGAGCUAUCACUACCUAAAAAGUGUAGCUGCUAAGAGUUGAGCAGGAGUAACCCCAUUCUUGUGCGAUCCUUUUGUUUUCAAAUUUGAACCAUUCAUCACAUCCUCCUUUGUUGGUUUGGCUAAUGUUGGCCCUCUACUCUAGAUCUUAAUGAAAGUGGCUUUGUAUCAGAAUUUGAAAAAAAAGUUUAAGUGCUAAUAAAGACUUAAGUCAUUGUAUUUGCACUAAGUACAUUUCCACAUAUUUUGGCAUUUUCACAUGCCGGGAGGAAUAAGAAUGGGGAAGUGUAUGUGAAAUCAUUGGUUCUUCCAGUCUUUUGCAGUUUCGUGAGUUGCACUGUCCCGGCUGAAAUCAGUACAUAUUCCUCAUGCUUGCAGUUUUUGCACAAUUGUAAUAAAACAGUUUAAAUACAUUUCACUUCUAUAUCUUUAAUGUAAAUAACCUAUGAAAAGAUUGUUAGUUAAUAACAAGAGAAAUAUACAGAUGUUUAAAAACACUCAUUACUAAGCCUUAUUUCAAAAGUGAAGCAUGAUGCUCUUAAUAGUGAUGUCCUUAUAUUUCAUUGCGAAUAUGGUGAAAAUGUCCGUUUUGGCAAAGAUCUCAGGCAUUAACAAUAUACGGUGGAAUUCAUAGCUAGAAUCUGUAUGGAGAUUUUUUAAAAAUUAAAAUAACAAACUAGGUGGUUGGGAAAUAGGAAUAUUGUAUACUACUGUUUACAACUUGUUCUAAUAGACAUAGUAAAGCCAAUUAUAAUACCAAUCAUACAGCCGCAAACUGUUUGGCAGAUAGACUGAACAGGCAAGUGUAUAUCUCUUCCACAAAAACUCUUAUGGCAUAUCUACUAGCAAUCAUUGCUUAAUUCUUUCAGAAGAGUACAUCCAUUCAAUGAUCACAUCUAUACACAUUUGCCUGUGGUUUUUCUGUUGUAACAUUCAUUUUGUUAGUAUCAAGCCAUAAACUAAAAUCCAAUGCAAAUCAAGGGAAUCCUGCAUGUUUGGGAGAUGCAAUUGUUGUACACGCAAGUCCUGUACGUCUGUCUGAUACCAUUACUUUUGUUAUAUGGGUGAUAUUUUUUCUGUAGUUACCUGUGAGUGACAUUGAAUAAAGUCUAACAAAAGA
Anolis sagrei ordinatus is the source of this 8306-nucleotide messenger RNA. RefSeq names its product amylo-alpha-1, 6-glucosidase, 4-alpha-glucanotransferase (gene AGL). Lineage: Eukaryota; Metazoa; Chordata; Lepidosauria; Squamata; Anolidae. Gene Ontology annotation, molecular function: 4-alpha-glucanotransferase activity; amylo-alpha-1,6-glucosidase activity. The record is from RefSeq and is a predicted model, not a curated record. Gene Ontology annotation, biological process: glycogen biosynthetic process; glycogen catabolic process.